Messenger RNA from Cuculus canorus (common cuckoo), 5966 nucleotides. RefSeq names its product lysosomal enzyme trafficking factor (gene LYSET). NCBI's taxonomy places the organism in Eukaryota, Metazoa, Chordata, Aves, Cuculiformes, Cuculidae. The coding region runs from base 188 to 583 and encodes 131 amino acids. The transcript is spliced from 2 exons. The record is from RefSeq and is a predicted model, not a curated record.
GAAGCGGUGGUGCCCAUGCCGGAAGCGCGGCGGCCAGCGGUGAUGGCAGCGGGCUGGCCCCGGAGCGGCUGCCUGGCGGGGCCCUCCGCUUCCCGGCGCGGCGGCGCGGGCUGAGGGGAGCGGGGCCGCCCGCUGCCGCCCUCCCGCUCCCUCCUUCUCCGCGGGACUAAGGUGCAGAGCAUGGAGAAUGAUGAACUUCCGCCAGAGGAUGGGAUGGAUUGGUGUGGGGUUGUACUUGUUAGCAAGUGCUGCAGCUUUUUAUUAUGUCUUUGAAAUCAAUGAGACUUACAACAAACUAGCACUGGAGCACAUUCAGCAACACCCCAAGGAACCACAGGAAGGAACCACAUGGACUCACUCCUUAAAAGUACGACUGCUAUCCUUGCCUUUUUGGCUGUGGACUAUAAUAUUUUUAAUACCAUAUUUACAGAUGUUCUUGUUCAUCUAUUCCUGUACAAGAGCUGACCCCAAAACUGUUGGGUAUUGCAUCAUUCCUAUCUGCUUGGCUGUUAUUUGCAAUCGUCAUCAAACAUUUGUGAAGGCCUCUAAUCAGAUCAGUAGAUUACAACUGAUUGACACUUAGCGCAAUUUCUAGUUUCUGUAGCUGGUUUGACGGAAUUGCAUAUGCCUGAUCUAAUCACAAGACUGAAGUUCUGAGUGAAGGCUGGAAAGAGCCUUUUCUUUCAAACUGUUAAGCAAUGAAGAGAGUGACUGUUUUCUAUUUAAAAAAAAGUAACUACAAAGGUUUUUAAAUAUGGGUCUAUCAGAAUGGCCAGGGUGGGAGAGACCUUGAUGGAAGUAUUCCUCAUUUUGCCUUAAUGAUGCAAAAUUGCAACACUCCAUCUGAAACGUCCUGUGGGGAAAUAAGUUUCUGGUCCAUGACUUUACUCCUCUGUGCAAAAAAGUGAUUUCUUAGGUUUUCUGUUGGAGUAAAAUCAAUGCAAAGAUACUUCUUUUGUGGUAAAUGUGAAAGGAAAAAAAUCAGAAUAUGAUUAUAAAAGCUGCACUUAACAUGAUUCUUUGCUUUUUUUUUUUAAGUAAUUAAUAUCUACAUCAGUGCUGUUUUUUAAUGAUUUUUCUAAAAAAUAAGUUUAGAUAUAAAUACAGGAAGCAAAGAAUAAAGUUUGUGAGUAUCUUUAAAGGGAAAAAGGAACUUUUUUUCCCUGUGGUAGCAUACUUUUUCAGUGACCACAACAGUACUAUGUUGUAGUAGGUAGGCAGUGAGGGGUGGCAUACACCUGGAGGCUGGUACUUCAAACUCUUCAUACAACCUCAAAACCAGCUUAUGCUGGUGCUGGCCCGUGGUCUGCACAAAACUUCAUUUGUGUUUCCAUCUCCUAUGUAUAGAAAUCUCCUUUGAUAAAAUUAGAAGUGAUUGGAGUUUACUGCCUUUCACUCCAGACACAAUGCAAAACUAUGUUCUGGAAGCACUGAUGUAUUAGGAAAAACUGAAUUUGGGAAAGUUAACUGAUAUUAGGUUGGGAGAUGCUAGAAACAGCUUGUGAGACAGAUAACCAUGUUUCUUCCAGAAAUUUGAGGGAUACCAUCUUCUCUAUGAUUCAUUCAUACAAUGAAUGCAAAUUUCUUCAGUCAUACUGAAAUUCCACUGAGGUUUCUUACCAUAGUUUCAACCUCUAGUUUUCAGGGCUGCUUUGUCAUACAAUUAUAUCUAACUACUGGAUUGUCUAUUUUGGAUAAUAUUGAACCUGUUGAUUCCUCGUUUCCUUUUUUAUUUCUUCUUACAAUAACAAAAUUUUUGAGCCAGCCAUGAUGGAAGUAACCUUCUGAACAUGAAAACAGUGCAAAAUACGCUCUUCAAAAGCAGCAGGCCUAAACCCAUUAUGAACAGAACUCCUUAAUUGUCAUUUCAAUUGUAUGUGAUUGUCAGUACCUGAUCAUCCCAAAUACUAAUCCAUUUCUGACUACUUUAAGGGAAUCCUGGAGAACGUGGGCUUUCUCUUGCUUUGGAAAAAGAACACUAUUUUCAGUGUUGCUACGUUUCAUCAUGGCAGUUACAGUACCUUAAACUUUCUGUUUGCAUUUGGACAUAUUUUGAGACACUGGUUUGAAAUGCCAGCAUGGGUGCUAGGACCUGAAAACAUGAUGUAGCCUUUAGGAGAGGGUUUUAAGUUCUAAGUGCAAUAUGAAAAGGAGGAAGCUGCCACUUUUUGUGCUGGAGAAAGAAUAAAGCUUAAACUCGGAUUUGUAGUAUCUUUGGGAGUCAGAGCUUUUAAGUUGUGUUGUUUCCUGACUUUAAAAAUCACCAUCCUAUUUAUCUAUAAAAUAAAAAAUUUUCAAUGUUUAUAAACAACUCUGUUAAUGCAGAUAUAUAUUAAUGGCUUCUUUUGCAUACAUUUGCUGCUAGAUAGCAGUGCUGGCAGUCAGCUGCUGUAGCUUAUUCUCCUGCCCUUUCCUCAUUUGUAUGUUUGGUUGAUCUUUUUUGUUGUCCUUUUAUGCUUUCCGCCCUCAUUAAUUGGCUGUAGCCUGAAGUUUUGGGGCUGGCUGGAUAAGACUGAAUCCCAUCAUUUCUCUACCUUUGUGUAAUAGGGAGAUAAAAACAGUCCAGUUAGAGGUAAGUUAAUGCUGUAGGUUUUAAACUGAACAUUUUAAACUGAACAUUUAUGUUGUGUCUAGAUGGAGUUAUUUAAAGAACAGCAUAAGAGGAAGCAUCAAAAAUAGAAAAGGGUAGAGAGAACUGCCUAAGUUUCUGUUGUGCAAGCACGUGUCCUUUAGCAAACUCACCAGCAUGCCUGAGGCGAUGAGCCAAGCUGUCUGGUAUGGAGCACGUGCUGGGCACGGCAGUGACUUACGGAAUGGAGGUUUGUGUUUGUUCAUUUUUCCAUCAAAAGCCUGCGUUUGGAUUCAAGCCAGCUUUACAACUAACUACAGAAAGACACAGAAUCUAAUUGAAGCGAAUGCUAGGUCUGUAAGGGAUUGAGCUUGAAGUGGAAAGCAGCAGUGGAGAGAAUUAGUAUGAACUCUUAAUAUAGUGCAUAGGAAUAGUAGACAACAGGAGUAAGAGAAGACGAAAGACUAUCAAAAUUAAUGAUUAAAUUGUCUUUUGCUGUACUCUUUUAAAAGAGGCAGUGAAAUGACUUUAAACUUGGUUAUCCUGACAAUUUUUAGAUAGUGUCAAGGCUAAGUAGUUCUCAGUCACAGAAGAUAUCUAACUGCUUGUAAGACAAACUGACAUAAUCUACAAGCUUUUGGGAUAAAGAAGUUUUACAACCUCUUUAAAGACUCCAUAUUUCUCAAUUAGUACUUGAUUGUAAAUGACAGAUAAUAGCACAGAUCUGUUUCUACAUCAAUGGCAUUAAUAAUAAGAUGCAGGACUAGCUUAUACUAGAAAUUGCUUUUACAGAUCUGCUUAGUUCUUUUCCCUGAGUGGACAGAAAAGAUGAAUUGCUACAACUUCCACAUAGCAGGGGGAAGGUAUUUUUUACUUACACUCUUUUAGCUUAAAAUUAAAUAGCUCAGACCUGACCUUGAGCAGCUUUCUAAAGCAGAAGUAUGAAGUCCUCAGAAGAUUGCUAACCUCUACCAGCUUAGCAAUCAUUCAGAGCUUUUAAUUUUCUGACAAGAAAGUGAUUAGCUGUAAUACAAGUUUGAUGAACAUCAGAAAGCAUUGAUGGUUGCUUUCUUUUUUGUGUUUGUGUCACAAGGUAAAGCUUUGUCAGGCUGCUUGGGCAUUGCUUUUGGGCGGCCUUGAGCAUUCCUUUCAGUAGCUGCUUGACCUUCAGCCACAGUCCCUUCCUGUCUCAUGAAAGUCUGCCACGUUUACGAAUACUGUGAGCCUGUUCUUCCCUCCGCGCUGUGGGAGGGCAGGUCCGAUGAAGAGUGUAACAUAAGGCUGCAGCCCUUCAAACUUGGACAGCGGUAAGUUGCAAUAAAAUGUGUUUCUUGUAAAACACAUUUCUUCCAGCAGUGAACUAGAACUGUAUGCCUGAUUUCUUUAAUUAAAAACAGGAUUGACUUAUCCUUGGAACAAAACUUUCCAGUUUAUGCAAGAUGCCUACUAACUCCCUUUAUUUUGCCUUGCCUGGUCCACUGCUUUCCUAAAAGGAUGCUCUCUAGUUUCUUAUUCUAGUAGUUUUUAAAAAGUGCUGAUUUUCAUGUACCAGUCUUGGAUGCUAACCUCUCUUCUACCCAUGACUUAAUGCAUGAAAGCAGUUUAAUAACUUGAUCGGGAGUUAAUUUGUAAGAAAUGACUCAGCGCUCCUUAAAGCUUUACGGUACAGGUUUCCUCUGGAAAGGGAAAACAGGCCACAGCCACAAGAAGGUACUUUAGUUCAAGUCUCAGUCCUCAAAGUCCAGGAGUAGCCCAGUAAAUUUUGGUUAGUGAAUGCGCCCCAAACCAGUGCUCAGUUGUUUAUCUUGCUGGGUAUUGAGUGCCAAGAUACAUUAUCAUGUUCUAUCUGCCAGAUUACUGCGUUUUUAGAGAGACUGAUUUCUGUAGGAACUUGUGUAUAAAUUAACUUGUAAACUAGAAUGAGUGGGAAUUGGGGACUGCCAUGGGUGAAUUGCAUUCAAAGCCUUUUCGUUAAAAUGAUGAGAGCAAAUCUCUUUCCUAGGAACUAGGAAAGGUCUUGCACUUCCAGACAAUGCCCUGAUUAUUGGGCAUAAUGAGGCUGCCCACUUUCCCUCACAUAACCAUCCAAGUGCCUAAUAAAUAUGUAUUUUUUUUAAAGUGCUGAACACUGCAACCUGUUAAGUUCCUUGUGAAUUUAGCCUCAAAGUUGCUUGAACCAGCGAAUUCAGUAUUUCAAAGCAGUUAACAAUAGCGUAUGUAAUAUAAUCCCAGUCUAUGUGAAGAUUUGCUGUGAUGUUUUUGCCGUUCUGUUUUGCAACUAGUAAAAGUAGUUGGUUCUCACCUAGAUACUACCAGGAAUUUAAUUUAGUAUUACUUCAGGUCUUUUAAUUCAAUAGAAACAUACUAGCAUCUCCCCCCUUAUUGGUCAGGAAACCCAUCUAGCCCCUCUGGCUAGUAAAACUAAGACAAGACAUCCAAAGCAUACUAAACAACACAGAGGUGGUGAAGUGGGUUUGUUCUGUGCCACCCUGAAGUUUUGUUAAGGUAGAAAACUACUAGGUAAGUUAAGGUAGAAAAGCACUCCCAAGAUAAACUAUGCCAUCUUUCUUCCAUCAGGGUUUAUCUACUCUACGUAAAAUGCAGGGGCUGCAGUCGACUUAUGGGAUGUGUAAAGGUCAUCCUCUGGGCAGCUUUGCGAAAGUCACUGCAGACUUCUGCUUUAUUCUCUGCACACAUGAACCUGAAGUUUUCUGUCUUCAGAAGAUUCUGGAGUCUCUCCCGUAGCCACAGAAAAACCUGUGUUACUGACUUGUUUGACUUGGUUGCUUGGAAAAAGUGUGCUCUAACCCAUGAGCAACACCAGCUGCUUCACUGGUGCUCUCUGCGCUUUUUCCCUGUUGUUUUGCUAGAAGGAUAGUACAGGGAGUGAGAACUGCACUCCUUCCUGAGGAGAAAGGGGCUCCCAGAAGGGGUUCAGAACACAGCUGUAGGGUAGGUCCUAAAACAGAUAUGGAGGGGUGAAGGAAAAAGAAACCAUCCCAUGAAAGCUUUCUGUGCCUAGUCACCCUGGGGCAACUUGCAGAAAAAUGAAGUUCUCUGAGUUAGAGCACUUCUAAACUGUAGGUUUGCCUGUGACAAAAUUAUGUAAGGCCUUAAGAAUCUGCAGUACCCUUUUCAACAAUAAGGACUGGAAAUGGUUCUUUAAAGGCAAAAAACUUGAGUGUUGUUCUUGAUGCAGUGCCCAAUGAUCUCUUCUUGGAGCUCAGGUGCAGCGUGUUACUAUGUCCAGGCUGACAGAAAAGAACCUCCUUACGGCAGUAUUACCUGUGUUGACUCCCACAACAGUAAAGUUGGGGUUUGUUGCUGUAAACCAGAGGUUCUCAGCCCAUGACAUGCCAGUGGACUAUUUACACCAAGUUUAUAUGCAAAGGCCACA